Cryphonectria parasitica EP155 is the source of this 258-nucleotide messenger RNA. RefSeq lists its product as uncharacterized. The transcript has a single exon. The record is from RefSeq and is a predicted model, not a curated record. Lineage: Eukaryota; Fungi; Ascomycota; Sordariomycetes; Diaporthales; Cryphonectriaceae. The annotation marks the transcript as partial.
UGCUAUAAUAAUAACUGCUUAACACACCUCUCAAGUAAGAAAGGCUCAGGAUGGUUUCCUCAGAAGCCUAGACGUUGCAGGCAGAUAGCGAUAGCAGGGCGAGGAUAUACGCUCAGCAUCACGAGCAGCGACUCGGACUGCUCUAGCAUCACAGAACAGAGCAUUCAGGUAUUGGAGGAAGGACUUAGCAACAAUACCUUUCGGCAUUCUUCAUCACUUAUGCCAAGCACUACAACCAGGGAUGUGAAUAAGGGAUAA